Messenger RNA from Plasmodium inui San Antonio 1, 450 nucleotides. RefSeq lists its product as hypothetical. The record is from RefSeq and is a predicted model, not a curated record. NCBI's taxonomy places the organism in Eukaryota, Apicomplexa, Aconoidasida, Haemosporida, Plasmodiidae. The coding region runs from base 1 to 450 and encodes 149 amino acids. Gene Ontology annotation, molecular function: zinc ion binding; nucleic acid binding. The transcript has 4 exons.
AUGUAUGUGCAUAGUGAUGUUGAAUUAGCGUACUUAGACAGUUGCUUUAAUGCAAUUGCAAAUUUUUCUUUUUUUUUGCCUUUUUCAGUGGCCCUGUCGACGAGAAAAAAAAAACACCCCCGCAAUACGAUAAAAAGUAAAAUUCUGAAGACCAGGAAAAGGAAAAGAGAUUAUGAUGAAGGUAUAGCAAAAGACAACGGCCUUCAUGUUAACAUAUAUAAGGAUUAUCUCAACCAACCGGACCUUCCGUACGAUGAAGACAAAAAGGGAGGAGGACAACAUAAGUGCUAUGCUUGCGACAUUUAUUUUAUAAAUGACGACGCCAAGAAACAACACGAAAAAACGAAGAAACACAAGAGGAGAGUGAAAAUUCUUAACAAAGAGACGCCCUACACUUAUGUAAAGCUCGUCAAAAAGGAUGCCCUGAAGGCUGCCGAGAUUUCCCUGUAA